Talaromyces amestolkiae is the source of this 2907-nucleotide messenger RNA. RefSeq lists its product as uncharacterized. The transcript has 6 exons. The record is from RefSeq and is a predicted model, not a curated record. Bases 1 to 2907 code for a protein of 968 amino acids. NCBI's taxonomy places the organism in Eukaryota, Fungi, Ascomycota, Eurotiomycetes, Eurotiales, Trichocomaceae.
AUGCCUUCUAAUCCAUCUCUUAUCGAGAUCGACUCCCUCGAAAUUUCAGUCAUCAUCGACAAUGAGCUGGAUCCACUCUCGCAGCCUGCGCCGGACACUGUCCAGCUAGCCGGCGGAACUAUGCCUCUGAUAGCCCUAUCAACAUCGCCAUCUCUUCAACCCGGUGAGCGUGGUGGUGCGGCCAAGGAAUUUCGUAUGGAGGACAUUUGCUGUUCUGCUCAUGGCUUGUCUAUCAUGAUCACCGCAACGAGAGGGGAUAUUAAACGAACAGUUCUAUUUGAUACCGGCCCCGAAGAUCAAGCAUGGGAAAAAAAUGUCAAACGACUCAAAGCCGAUAUAUCUCAAAUUGACUUGAUAGUAUUGUCCCAUUGGCAUCGCGAUCAUUCCGGAGGUAUGUUAAAAGCGAUUGAUAUGAUCCACCAAGCCAAGAGAGCAAAGUCCGAAAACAAAAACGUGGUGGUCGACGUACACCCAUCUCGUCCAGACUACCGCGGCUUCGCGUUAGGUGACAAAAUUGUGUCUCUUGAAGCCGACCCGACUUUCCAGGAAAUCACUGACCAUGGAGCGACGCUCAAUAAACAUGAUGAGACUCAUGCUAUUCUUGAUAAUAUGUUUCUCGUCUCUGGUGAAAUUCCGCGUGAAACGACGUAUGAAAAUGGAGUCAAGUUUGGGUUGAGAUUUGAUCAGUCGGAGAAUGACUGGAUAUCCGAUGAGAAGAUUGCUGAUGAGCGGUUUCUCAUGUGUAAUUUGAAAGAUAAGGGAAUCAUCGUUUUCACGGGCUGCAGUCACGCAGGUGUAGUAAACACCUCUCGAUAUGCCAGCAAAUUAUUGAACAAUAACAACGAGAGCAAGAAUAAAAGCAAGAUACCCAUCCACGCUAUUGUGGGCGGAUAUCAUCUAGCCACUGCCAGUGAUGUCAAGAAUAUCGAUGCUACAGUUAGUGACUUGAAGUCUCUUGAUCCGGCAAUCAUGAUGGCUGGACACUGUACUGGAUGGCGCGCAAAAUUCUGCAUAGAGCGUGCGAUGCCUGGUAGCUUAGUGCCACCCCUCGUCCCUCCCUCUCCAAGCUCGCUCGGAAAAGCCGCUCCCGCAAAAACAUACACUCGAACCCGAAAAUGGCUUCGCCGAUUGCUCUACAUCUCGCUGACGACAGGCGUGAUUUGCCUCAUCGAUAGGACAUUCUAUGCCUCCUCACUCACGCGUACAACUCGCACUUUCGCUUUGGGUUUUUUGGUAGCUAUAGAUUAUAAGGUCAACUUCCGACCAAMCCCGCCAUUCGCUGCGUCCAUCGCUGCAGUUCAUCAGCGUAAUGCAGAACGUUUAUCGGAUCUGUUACGUCACAAUGGCGGUUUAUACCUUAAGAUCGGCCAGGCAAUAGCCAUGCAGUCCGCAAUCUUGCCGCCGGAGUUUCAAAAGAUGUUUUCGCGAAUGUUUGAUGAUGCGCCGCAAAAUGAUUGGAAGGAUGUUGAGCGGGUGAUUAGAGAGGAUUUCGGCAAAUCAGUAGAGGAUGUUUUUGGUGUUUCGUUCACGGGAGAUCCGACAAAGGGCGUGAUGGAGAGGAAGGCCAGAGCCAGUGCAAGUGUUGCGCAGGUUCAUUGGGCUCGGUUGGCGGAUGGCCGGGAGGUUGCUAUCAAGAUUCAAAAGAGGGAAAUUGCGGCCCAGGUACAAUGGGACUUGUGGGCUUUCAAAGUUGUCUCGUUUAUUUACAGUAAAUGGUUCGAUAUUCCGUUCUACAACUUGGUUCCAUUCGUCAGCGAGCGUCUAUUUCUUGAGACAGAUUUCGAAAACGAAGCAAUGAAUGGUGAAAAAAUGGCUGAAUUUGUCGCAAAUGAGCCACGUCUACGGAACAGAGUCUACAUUCCCAAGGUGUAUCAUGAACUCAGCUCGAAGCGAGUCAUGACCGCGGAGUGGAUUGAAGGUGUUCGUCUGUGGGACAAAGAUGCGAUUACUCGUCCAUGGAGAGGUGGCUGGCGUGAGGGCAGUCCAGGAUCACAUGGCACACCGCUGGACCCUCCCGACAAACAAAUCCCAAGUCGUGAAGAGCUUGCGAAACGAAGUGUGGCAUCAUUGAAGAUAAAACCUGAGCGUACCCAUUGGAAGGGCUGGAAGGAGCGCGGAGGUCUCGGUCUGUCAUUGAAGGAAGUCAUGACGACAAUGGUCGACCUUUUCUCAGCUCAGAUGUUCCUUUGGGGCUGGGUUCACUGCGACCCUCACCCAGGUAACAUCUUCGUCCGUCGACAACCUAACGGCAAGCCCGAAAUCGUUCUCAUUGACCACGGUCUCUACAUCCAAAUGACCCCAAGCUUCCGACACCAAUACUCCAGGUUCUGGAAAGCACUCAUGACACUCGACAACAAAACUCUUACAGAAAUCGCCAGCCAAUGGGGCGUCAAUAAUCCCGACAUCUUCGCAUCCGCAACAUUAUUGCGCCCCUACCGUGGCGGCAACAUGUCCACAGUCAAAGGCAUUGAGAGACUUAGCAAAGAAGAACGCGCGAACCGAAGCUACGAAAUGCAACAAGCCGCCCGACAAGCAAUCCGUGAAAUCCUCGGCGAUGAAACUAAAUGGCCACGUGAAUUGAUUUUCAUCGGACGAAACCUCCGCAUCGUCCAGGGAAACAACCAAUUCCUUGGCUCACCCGUAAAUCGAGUCAAGAUAACCGCGACAUGGGCAUCGCGCGCUCUUGUAGAGUCACCAGACCUACCCCUUUCUCAACGAAUCCGCAAUUAUGGAGGACACAUCAUCUUCCACUUUGUUCUUUUCACAUCUGAUCUUGUAUUUUACAUCUCCAAGAUCAGACAGUUACUCGGAUGGGGCGGUGGAAUGGAAGACGAUAUCGAGAAACAGAUGAAGAUCAUGGCCAAGGAUAUGGGCGUUCAGUUGGAUGAGAAUCUUUUCGAGGGCUGA